Molecule: messenger RNA, 822 nt
Organism: Symbiodinium pilosum
Lineage: Eukaryota; Dinophyceae; Suessiales; Symbiodiniaceae
Source: the annotation of a GenBank genome assembly
AUGGCAGGUUUCUUCGCCGCUGAUCUUGGCUGCCAACUAGAGGGAUCACAGCAGCUUCACAACUGUUUCAAGGAGACCCUUGCCGCUGCAGGGCGCAUGCCCCCGCCCAGCCCAAUCCUUCAGCACCUCAAGGAGACCGAGAUAAACCUGAGCACAAGGAUCGGCUUGAGGAUGCUGACGUUUGGAUUACUUCUGAGGAAGUGCGUUCUGACUUGCUUGGCAAUGAGUGCUGGCCUGGCUCAGGGCGCAGGCUUCCUGGUGCGGCGCCGCGAGGAGCUUGGCCAGGUGCUGCAGGCACAGAUGCCCAGGGGUCUGGGAGUCCUUCUCGGCGUGGGUCGUGGAGAUUUCGCAUUGCGUCUGCUGCGAGACUGGACGUCGUCUCAUGGCCUGUACUUGGUAGAUCCCUUUAUUCACCAAUGGCGUGGCUACGAUGACCCAGCGAAUCUUCAAGAUAAUGACCACCAGCUGAUCUUCGAGGACCUUCGCAACCGCCUAGAGCCUUAUGAAGGUCGCUAUGUACUGGUGCGGGACUUCUCGUACUCCUUCGCAGAGGUCUACAAGCGCGGGGAUCAGACGCCAGCAGUUGCCACGUUCAUCUAUGUGGACGCUAACCACGCAGAGGAAGCGGUGUCGCGGGAUCUGGAGCUCUGGUGGCCCAUCCUCGCCUCCGGGGGACUCAUGGGAGGCAGCACCUACAUGGACGAUCCGGGUCGUCGGAUCCAUGUAAGAAGUGCCGUGGACAAGUUUGCUGCACGGCGCCAGCUGCAGGUCAUCACAACCACAGAUGACAUGCCGGCAUCGUGGUUCAUUGUGAAACCGUGA